Molecule: messenger RNA, 291 nt
Organism: Penicillium crustosum
Lineage: Eukaryota; Fungi; Ascomycota; Eurotiomycetes; Eurotiales; Aspergillaceae
Product: 40S ribosomal protein eS25
Exons: 4
Coding region: 1-291 (96 amino acids)
Cellular component (GO): cytosolic small ribosomal subunit
Molecular function (GO): structural constituent of ribosome
Source: RefSeq, a predicted model, not a curated record
AUGGCGCCCGCAGCAACCGGAGGCAAGAAGCAAAAGAAGAAGUGGUCGAAGGGCAAGGUCAAGGACAAGGCCCAGCACGCCGUCGUUCUCGACAAGGCCACCAACGACAAGCUUCAGAAGGAUGUCCAGUCUUACCGUCUGGUCACCGUCGCCACCCUUGUCGAUCGUCUCAAGAUCAACGGCAGCCUUGCCCGCCAGGCUCUCGCCGACCUUGAGGCUAACGGCCAGAUCAAGAAGGUCGUCGGUCACUCCAGCCUGAGCAUCUACACCCGUGCCGUCACCGCCGAGUAA